Molecule: messenger RNA, 1491 nt
Organism: Anthostomella pinea
Lineage: Eukaryota; Fungi; Ascomycota; Sordariomycetes; Xylariales; Xylariaceae
Source: the annotation of a GenBank genome assembly
AUGGCAUCCGGAGACGAGGUCCAACAGCACGCGCGCCAUCUCACCGAUACCUCCGAACCAACUCCGACCCUCUUCAGCCUGCUGUCCACGACCCUCAUUUUCCAUCAGACCAUCCCGCAUCUUCCCAUCUCUACUGUCCUCAACCUCGCCUCGGCAUCCCGAUCCUUCCGCGACCUUCUGCAGUACACCCCGGGUGCGUACCGCCAUCUCGACUUGACUCGGGUCAAGACUGCGCAGUUCGAUGUCGACGGCAUCGAUCACGGCGGCCAGGUCUGGCGCAACGUGCAGCUCGACGAGAACCUGACCGAAGAUGACUUCUACUCGGGGCCCCUGAGAGCCAUAUUCCACAAUAUCCGAAGACGCAAUAUACUCCAGGAUGUGCAGACCUUGGUUCUGGACGGGCUUUCGGUGACGGCCGAGUUCUGCAACGACAUCCUCGUGGAUCCCUCGCUGCGCGUGCGCAUACUCUCCAUCCGAGAGGUCAAGAACCUCAACGAGCGGAAGCUGAUGCAGUCGCUGCGCUACGCCUGUCGACCGACUCGACCCGAGGGCACACCACGCUUGCAAGGGCUGUACGUGUUCGGGAAGAGAGACACGCCGUUACCUCCCGCGACAUCACCUAUUAAAUGCGUCGAAGCAGGUGGACGCAUCCACGUCAACGCCAAUGGGAACCCGAAAUCGCAACCCGCGAUGAGCGAGUCCAUACAGAACGAGGGCGACGACUGGUAUUGUCACAAGGGGCGACUGGUCAGCAAGCACAUCGCCCAGGGCUGGGCCGAGACACUUCUUGACUGUCGCGAGGUGCUUCGCUUUGACGCAGUGCUCUGUCGCGGCCCCCACCAUCUGAACUCGGCCGCAUACGGCAAAACUCCAGUAUCACCUGGCACAUCUGCUGCCGACCACCCAUGGGGUGUCGCGACCUUUGCCCUGGGCGGGUGUGCCUCGUGCGGCACUGCCCCGGAGGGCCUCACAGUGUAUGGAGAAUCACCCUCUGAGGAUCUGCCGCUGCUGUCACCCGUUCCGCUCCACUCGUCCAAUGUCAAGUCAGCAUCCCGUCCAGCUUCCUUUGGACCGAAGAACUGUGGGAAGCCCCAUUGCGACCAGUGGUGGUGUGAAUCAUGCUAUCAGGUGCCCGGUCGAGACGAGUCGGCAGCCCAGCAUGUCCACAUUGUCGACGAGACGGACGGGCUGGUGGAUCAUGAACUGGCCGUCUUCCAGCCGCCGAAACUCAAGACUCGAAAGAUCGCUCGCAGUUGCUGGGAGUGCGGAAGCAAUUGCCUCGACUGCAUCGCCAACACGCAGAAGCUCUGUAAAGGGUGUCGCGGCGGUUACUGCAUCAUCCACUAUGAGGGCUCAACGCUCACACUGUGCGACUACCGAGCUCGGCCAACGCGCGUGAGCUCUGAUGUAUUCUCUCGAAAUACACCCCUGGCAAUCUCCGACGAGGACCGAGUCAAGAAGGCUCUGCUUCAAGUUUUGUUCAUUCCAUAA